AUGGAGGAGGUCCUAAAGGACACUCCAAGUCCUGUCAAUGGCAUGGAGGUGAAGUCCGAGCUAGAGGAUCAUACAAAUAGGCCGAGCAAGUUGACAAACGUGGAAGCCCAUAUCCAAGGUGAACCGCCAAAUCAGAAACUAAUCACCACUUACUUCUGCCCGAAAAAAGCCUUGAAACAAGAUGAUCCUGUGCCAGAGAAUUUCCCUAAGGAACCUGAUGAGGAAUCGCUGGAUAAAACAGGCUCGAACCAAGUCUCCAAUGAUGAGGAGUCUUCUGGUGACGAGGAAAACUGUUCUGAUGAGGAGUUCAAAUUAGCCUCAGACGAGGAGUCACUGGUGGAUUCCGAGCCCGAGCCCGCUGAAUCUUCCAGAAAUGAUAGUGAUCUUGAAUGUUCUUCCAGGCCAGUGAAAAAAGAGAUCUCAAGCAAACCCAAGGGAAAAGAGCAGGAACGAAUCUCAACCUCAUCGAGUUUCAUCGAGAAAGUCAAGGGUCUGAUGCAUAGUAACAUACUCAGCGGCGCAAAGGCCAACGCUAAUAUACAGCAAUUGACCCCUGUGUCCCAGCAAAAGAACAAGACGACAGCGCUCGCAGAGGAAGUUGCGAAGCUUUCAAUUGAAGACCAACCGCAAGCUAAAAAAGACGCAAAUUCAUUGAUUCAGGACUCGAGGAAAUUCGAGCCCUCGGCGUCAAUCAUCAACAUGAACUGGAAGGUUAGAGGUCUCAAAACACUGCUGAAGCACCAUCAGCUCAAGGCCGCUGCGUGGAUGCGCAAUCGCGAGAGUUCGGCGGUGGAGCCAAAUGGAGGCUUGCUCUGCGACGAGAUGGGCCUGGGGAAAACGCUUACAGCUCUCGCAAAUAUCGCGAACGAAAAGUUCUCAAAUCGUUCAAAAGCCCCAACUCUGAUCAUUGUCCCGAGAAGCUUGAUUGCACAGUGGAUCGAUCAAAUCUCUACGCAUUGCGAGGAAAGGGUAAGUAGAGAUGUUCUCGAGUAUUACGCCGGUGCCCGAACGAGCGAGAGCGAUGUUGUGAGAGCGAUGCAAAAACGGCUUAUUGUGAUCACCACAUAUGAGCAAGUCUGCAGCUCUCACCCGAAGUUGAAACCACCAGUCAUGAUCAAGUCUCCAGAAAAGCUUGAGGCUUGGAGAGAAAAGGAAUACUAUCGUAGAGCUGGACCUUUCCAUAAGGUUGAGUGGUACCGCAUCAUUCUUGACGAAGCUCAUUUGAUCAAGAACAAAGAUUCCGCAACCUCCAUCGCUGUCCGAGCCUUGAAAGGCAAAUUCAAAUGGGCUAUGAGCGGGACGCCGUUACACAACGGGGUGGAAGAACUUUACCCAUAUCUCCAUUUUAUCUUUACAUCGGAAAGAAUGGGAUAUGACACCUUCCUGAAAAAAUACUCCAAGGGGUUGGAUAACAUCCUUGAAACUGUCCUACACCGCAGCACAUACAGUACCUGGAUACUUGGCAAGCCCAUUAUCACGCUUCCGGGCAUCAAUAACCGUGUCGUAGAGGUCGAACUUUGCCCAGCUGAAAAGUUUCUUUACAGGGAGAUUCAGGAUCUUGGCAUUGCAAUGGUCAAUGGGUCUGCCGAUACAAGACAGAAACAGAGCAAAUGCAUCUUGGCCGUUAUAACAAUGCUGAGAAUGUUUGUGAGCCAUCCGCUCCUCGCCCAAAAAUUCCUCGAGACUGUGCUCAACCAAAAUGUCAUUGCAAAACUCAAAAAGAUGGUACAAGCAGAAGGCGUGGUUAAGAGCGCAUCAGGGGUCAUCAUCAACUUAAUUCUCGGUAUGGGUGACAAGGUCGCUCCUCGACCAAGGCCUCCAGGAGACUUUUCCGACCUCCAGGUAAAAUUUUACGAACACGUGGAGCGCGUGCGCGAAAACGAGGGAAAACACUACCAAGUCAUAUGCAGAAUAUGCCCUCAUUGCACGAAUAGCGUGAACGAGAAGGAGGCAUUCGUGGUCACAUCCUGUCAUCACCUUUAUUGCAAGGGGUGCUUUGAUGCACUACCCGACCAAAGUGGAAAUACCGAUACCGCCACCCGCAUCUGCAGCUCCUGCAAAAAACCCAUCAAGGAGGCCGGAUACUCCGACGAUUCACCAAAGGGCUCACCAAAGAAGAGAAAGCAGUCCGUGCGGAAGGGAAAUGGCAGGAACAUCUUCAAAAAGCGGCGUCAAAAGUCUUUCAAACAACAGGUUCUAUUGAAAAAUCCAUCAGAUCGCGAGUGGGACGAGCCCAGUGAGGAUGAGAGCGAUUGGAUUUCGUGCAUUGGGGAUCGUAUGCCGUCAGCGAAAACCACAGCGGUUCGGAAACUCAUCACAGACUGGGUGCAAGAGGAUGGAAAUGCCAAGAUCGUCAUCUUCGCUCAAUUCCUGAAGACCAUUCAACUUCUUCAGUUCAUGUGUGAGGAGGAGGGCUGGAAAUAUGCAACCAUUACAGGGAAGGUGUCGCCAACCUCGCGUGAUAGGCAAAUUGAGCAAUUCAGCAAGGAGAAAGAUAUCAAAAUCAUGAUUUCCUCCCUGAAGACUGGCGGUGUUGGCCUCAAUUUGACUAUGGCUAACAAGUGCAUCCUUGUGGAUCCCUGGUGGAAUGAAGCGAUUCAAGACCAGGCGUACUGUCGUCUGUACCGCAUCGGACAACCUCGCUUAGUGGAAUACGUCCAAAUUGUGGCAAAAGGGUCCAUUGACUCGUGGAUGAUCGGUCUGCAGAAGGAAAAGACCCGGAACAUCCAUCGGAUGUUUAGCACGGAGUCGCUUAAGCAGAUACUCGGUCCCUCUGGGGAUAUCCGUGAAGGACCGAAUGGUGCAUUUUCAAUUUUCACUAGUAAGGGAAACAAGAAUGUCCACACCUGGACACAGGCUGUUGAAUCGGGGAUCAUUGAAGAGGUGAAUUCUUCCGAAGAUGGUUAG
Messenger RNA from Penicillium roqueforti, 2907 nucleotides. RefSeq names its product putative SNF2 family helicase. The transcript is spliced from 12 exons. The coding region runs from base 1 to 2907 and encodes 968 amino acids. The record is from RefSeq and is a predicted model, not a curated record. Lineage: Eukaryota; Fungi; Ascomycota; Eurotiomycetes; Eurotiales; Aspergillaceae. Gene Ontology annotation, molecular function: ATP binding; ATP-dependent chromatin remodeler activity.